AUGUCACUCUGUGAGUACCUCCCUAGAUUGGACUCGAUCCUGGUGAAAAUCCUGCUAGGUGAUGAUGUCGAGCCAACAAUCACCGAAAUUGCUUUCGUGAAAAGAUGCCUUGUCGUGGUCACCAGAACCACGAAACACACUGUGAAGCUACCUGUGGAGAACAAGGAUCACCUCAAGGAUGCCAAAAUCACACAGAUCCUAGCCAAAGGCAGCAUCCUUCUGCUACGUAUAUCGCUCAACAGACCGCAAGAUCCUGCUUCAUUCACGUCAUUGUCGCUGUCGAAGACCCAAAAGUGGUCAGUCAGUGAUCUAGUGAGAACCCCAAAAGACGCCAACAAUGUCAACACAUUUCUAUUCCUUUGCGCCUACUGCAGUGCCACAGUUGUCGAUUCUCGUGACAAUAAAUACGCCGAUAUGCCUCUGGAGUACUGGCACGAACUCAUGGACUUUUGGCAUUGCCAUAAACCCCACCAGAAGCAUCAUGAGAAUCACCUGAAAAACUACGGAGCUAUAGUACCCAAGGACAACCACGUGUACAUUGGCGCUUCGUACCUAUUUUUGAAGAGAAACUCGAGUAGUUGUUUCAGCUGCAAGAGAAAUCUCGGUGAAUUGACCAAUGAUACCGCUAAGCUAUACAAGUGGAACUUGAAGCUUCAGUAUGGCGACACUACCGAGACAUUCCCGCCGUAUGCCUACUCCUAUUACGCAAUUCUAGAUAGGAUUAAUUCCGGAGCUCUUAGAAAGCUACAAGUCCAGAGCGAUAACGGAUCAGUUCGCAUAUGGAUCCUUAGUGUUGGACUUUCUGUCAGCUACGACAGUUACGUUCUUGAUAAGGCGCUCAAAAUAUUGUACACAGAUAAAACGGACUCAGAAACGGAGGUGCUUGAUGUUCCGCUGGAAGGAGUCUACGUCCUUGCUUCCCGAAAGUGA
Molecule: messenger RNA, 930 nt
Organism: Candidozyma pseudohaemuli
Lineage: Eukaryota; Fungi; Ascomycota; Pichiomycetes; Serinales; Metschnikowiaceae
Product: putative polyadenylation protein
Exons: 2
Coding region: 1-930 (309 amino acids)
Biological process (GO): protein autoubiquitination; protein monoubiquitination; protein polyubiquitination
Cellular component (GO): nucleus; cytosol; ubiquitin ligase complex
Molecular function (GO): ubiquitin conjugating enzyme binding; ubiquitin protein ligase activity; cyclin binding
Source: RefSeq, a predicted model, not a curated record